Molecule: messenger RNA, 1407 nt
Organism: Aureobasidium musti
Lineage: Eukaryota; Fungi; Ascomycota; Dothideomycetes; Dothideales; Saccotheciaceae
Source: the annotation of a GenBank genome assembly
AUGCUUCCUCAAGAGAACCUCAAACCCGGCGCGCCUGGACCAACGAUCCACGACUUGAAGAUGACUUCUUCANAAACCGCUCUCAGCUAUGCCAGUGACUGGGGCGCCGACGCUUUGACUCGCCUUUGUGAGACGCACGGCAUUCACAUCGGCUCCAUCAAUGACAAAGAGAGCCUGCUCGCUAUGCUGGAAAAGUCUCUCACUCAACCUGUUGUGUACGAUGGAUUCGAGUUGCAGGAUCUGACCAACUUCAUCGAGGUCAGGGGCUUGGAUCCAAAUCGAUCUUCCACCAACGCCAUCACAACCAAAUCAAGCUCGCAGAAUGCAUCCCAUCUGAAGCAAUCAGAAUGGCAGGAGAAGACCAUGCUUGGCGACAUCGGCUAUCUGUCUACUAAGCGUAACUUCGAGAGUGACAUAACACCAGUGGCACGUUCGCACGGCAGUUAUUCCAUCAACACAUCGACAAAGCUCAUGACUGUUCUCGAUGGCUUCAAGACUGUUCUCAGUGGUUUCAAGACUAUAUCUCCACCGGAAGACCAGCUUGCCGUGAUGGCCCCAAGUCUUUCUGAGCCUGAUCAAAGCAAGAGCGUCUUGAUCGGAUUGCUUGAGACAGCUGAUCAGAACGCUUGCUUCAACUUCCUCGGCCUUCCUACGGAGAUCCGGCAACAGAUUUACCAUCUCACCUGCCGUGCAUCUCUAACUGUGUUUCACCCUAAGCGGCAGCCUGCUAUCACAAAGACAUGUCGUCUGACGCGCUCGGAAGCAUUGCCAAUCUACUACGGAUACAACCGGUUCGGAGUGGUGUUUAAUCCAGUGCACAUAAGGAAUCAAUACAGUUUAUGGAUGAAGAGUAUUCCAUCGGCAGAUCUAUCACUGAUCCGGUCGUUUGAAUUCGUAGAUGUCGAGCAUGAGAAGGUCAUCGAACUCGAUAUCAGGCCACAUGGGAAGAUCCGAUAUCACUUCAAGAUGAGGAAACUUCCCAGCAAGGAAGUCACGCGUCGUAAUCGUGACCCUAGCUUGCGUCUUGGUGGCUUUGUCAACCAGUAUGCAAUUACUCUGGAUCGAUUCAACAAGUACGUUUCUGCACUGGCGUUGGGCAUGCCAGAUCUUCAUUCAGAUGACUACUUCGAGCUCAAGAAUCAUGUGGCAGACCGCAUCCUAACGACCAUCGACAAGGAAAUCUUGAGAGCAAGUGAGCGGAGAGCACGCUAUGGCGUCGUCGAGUACAAAUGGCCGUCAGGUCGUAGUAUAUUCUUCCCAGGUGAGCUCUCAGUCGAAGACUGGGAGCUGCUUCAGAGGGAGUGGGAAACAGCCCAAGGCUUCUCCGUCAUGGGUCUCAGAGCUCUGAUAUAUGCUCUUUACUCUCGGUAUUUCUGGUUGAACUUUUUUGUUUGGAGCUCGUGGUGA